GAGAGAGAGAGAGAGAGAGAGUGUGUCUCGAUAGGAGUGGCUCGAUAGGAGUGGCAGUGCUGCUCGUGACUUCACUUCAAACAUGGCCGCACAGGACGAGCUCAACCAGUUGGAGCGUGUGUUUUUGCGCUUGGGUCAUGCAGAAACAGAUGAGCAGUUGCAGGAUAUUAUAUCCAAAUUCCUGCCCCCUGUCAUCCUCAAACUAUCCAGUGUGCAAGAGGGGGUUCGCAAGAAAGUUAUGGAGUUGCUGGUACACCUGAACAAAAGGAUAAAGAGUCGACCCAAGAUUCAGCUUCCUGUAGAAACACUGUUGGUUCAGUAUCAGGACCCUGCUGCUGCAUCUUUUGUCACGAACUUCACUAUCAUCUACAUAAAAAUUGGCUAUCCUAGGCUGGAGGUCUCCAAACAGUGUGAGCUUGCACCUACUCUACUCACAGCAAUGGAAGGCAAACCUCAGCCCCAACAGGACAGUCUAAUGCACCUGCUGAUCCCUACACUGUAUCAUAUGAAAUAUCCAUCAGAGCCAUCUAAAGCUUCCCCAUUUGUCCUGACGGAGAGACCCAAAACUGUACAACUGCUCUUAGAGUUCAUGCUUGAUGUUCUUCUGAUGCCUUAUGGGUUUGUGUUAAAUGAGCCUCCAAGUCGUCCGGCCCCUUCGUCUCCACAAGGGGGAUCUGGAACAGGAGCCGCGGCAGCACAAGGUCUCCCUCAGCCUCCUCCAGGAAUGAGUGUUUAUGCGGUUAAAAGAGUCAUUGGAGAAGCUCAGUGGAGCCCAGAGCAACUGGAGCAGUGUAAACUGGGAAUUGUGAAGUUUAUAGAGGCAGAGCAGGUGCCUGAGGUUGAAACAGUCAUUCACUUAGUUGUGGCUUCAAGUGACACCAGGCACAGUGUCGCCACAGCAGCUGAUCUGGAACUCAAAAGCAAGCAGAGCAUUAUUGACUGGAACAAUCCACUCAUUAUCAACAAAAUGUAUAAAGUUUACCUGGGUGAUAUUCCACUCAAAACUAAAGGUGCCACAGUGAAACAGGAACUGAAGCAUGAGCCCGUCAGCACCAGAGUCAAGAUGAAGAUUCUGCCUCAUCUUCUCCGCUCCAGACUGGCUGCUGAGUGCUUUCCUGCUAAUAUACAGGUUGUUUAUGAUGGACUUUUUGGAGCAAACACCAACAACAAACUCCUGUCCCUCACUCUGCAGUUUGUACAUCAUAUCUGUAUGGUGUGCCCUGAUAGCAACAAACCUUUGGGUUUGAUGCUGCUGAAUGGACUUACCAAGCUUAUUAAUGAAUAUAAAGAGGACCCCAAACUACUAUGUAUGGCCUACUCUGCUGUUGGAAAACUUUCAAGUCGAAUGCCUCAGCUUUUCACAAAAGACAUUGCAUUGGUACAGCAGUUUUUUGAGUCCAUGUGCAAGGAGGAUGCUGAUGUACGAUUGGCCAUACAGGAGGCCUUGUCAAUGAUGGUGGGAGCGUAUGUAAAUCUUCAAGGGGCGCUUCUGAACCUAAUGGACGCACUUGUGGCUGCAUAUAUCACAAAGCCGGAGGUACAGGUGCGUCAGAUAGCGAUGAAAUUUGCCAUCACAGUGUUUGCUCCUGAUCACGUAGCCUCUAGAUAUCUCUUACUGCUGGCUGCAGGAGAUCCUCGUGAGGAGGUGUCUGGGGAGGCUCGGCGAACCCUUCGGUCUCUCCCCUCUACGAAGACAGAGAAAGAGGGAUCAAGGCCCAUGCCGUCAUUCCCUGAGAUGGUCAGCUACAUCCAGGAAAAGGCUGCACAGAGAUUGAAGACUCCUGCCAAAUACAUUGUUGGUACUUCCACUUUGCCUUUUAAUCCUGCCACAUUUGGAGAG
This is a messenger RNA of Sinocyclocheilus rhinocerous, 1840 nucleotides long. RefSeq names its product proteasome-associated protein ECM29 homolog. The annotation marks the transcript as partial. NCBI's taxonomy places the organism in Eukaryota, Metazoa, Chordata, Actinopteri, Cypriniformes, Cyprinidae. Gene Ontology annotation, cellular component: cytoplasm; nucleus. Gene Ontology annotation, biological process: proteasome assembly; ERAD pathway. Gene Ontology annotation, molecular function: molecular adaptor activity. The transcript is spliced from 19 exons. The record is from RefSeq and is a predicted model, not a curated record.